ACCCUGUCUCCUCUUGAUUCUCCUCUCCUCUAACCUGGCCCAUAGCUUUGUCAAUCCAUACUGGUCACGACCACUUGGCAAGAUGAAGUUUCCACAGAUCUACAACGUCUACGCCAUUUGCGGCUUUGCCGCCCUUGGUGGUAUCCUCUUUGGUUUCGACAUCUCGUCGAUGUCGGGCGCAUUGGGUACCCCAGCUUACAAGAACUACUUCGGUAAUCCCAGCGGUACUCGCCAAGGUGGUAUUACGGCGUCGAUGCCAGCGGGUUCUCUUGUCGGUGCCCUGUCCUCGUCCUUCCUUGCCGAUCGCCUGUCGCGUAGGAACGCUGUUCAGAUCGCCGCGCUCAUCUGGAUUGUUGGCGCUGUCUUCCAGGCCGCCGCCAACGGCGUCGCUCUUCUCUGUGUCGGCCGUGCUGUUGGCGGUUACGCUAUUGGUAUCUGCUCGGCCAUCGUUCCUGUCUACCAAGCAGAAAUCGCUCCCAAGGAGAUUCGAGGACGUGUGGUCUCACUGCAACAAUGGGCCAUCACUUGGGGUAUCCUGAUCCAAUACUUCAUCCAGUACGGCUGCUCUUUCGUCGAUGGUGGAGUCAACAACCCCAACCAGAGCACUUCGGCUUUCAGGAUCCCAUGGGGUAUUCAGGCUGUUCCCGGUGCUAUUCUCUUCGUCGGCUUCUUCUUCUUCCCUCGCUCUCCUCGAUGGCUCGCGUCCAAGGACCGGUGGGAGGAGGCCCUCCAAGUUCUCGCCAACCUUCACGGUGACGGUAACGUCAACCACCCCAAGGUCCUCGCUGAAUACAAGGAAAUCGAAGAGGCCCUCGCCUUUGAGCGUGAAGUUGCCGAGACUAGUUUCGCUGCCCUGGUAAAGCCCCGCAUUGUCAAGCGUGUCGUCCUUGGCAUGUCCAUCCAAAUGUGGUCUCAACUUUGCGGCAUGAACAUCAUGAUGUACUACAUCGUCUUCAUCAUGCGUGGAGCUGGUAUCGCCGACGAACUUCUCACCGCCUCGAUCCAGUACAUCAUCAACGUCGCCAUGACCUUGCCAGCUAUCCUCUACCUCGAUAAGUUUGGUCGUCGUCCAGCUUUGCUUUGUGGAUCAUUUAUGAUGGCUGUCUGGCUCUACACCACCGGUGCCCUCCAAGCUUCUUACGGCAACCCUAAUCCAGACACUACUGACCGUGACAUCUCAUGGGUUGUUCCCCGUGAGCACAGCGCCGUCUCCAAGGGCAUUGUCGCUUGCUCAUACCUCUUCGUCGCCACCUUCGCGACUACCUGGGGUCCUACCUCAUGGACUUACCCGUCUGAGAUCUUUCCCGCCAAGGUCCGUGCGAAGGCUGUCUCUCUCGCUACUGCUGCCAACUGGACCUGGAACUGCAUUCUCGCUUUCGCCGUUCCUCCUCUUCUAUGGUCCAUCAACUGGAAGAUGUACAUGAUCUUCGGUACCUUCAACGCCGUUGCCUUCAUUCACAUGUUCCUGACCGCUCCGGAGACCAAGGGCAAGACUCUUGAGGAGAUGGAUGACGUCUUCGACUCUGGUCUCCCUGCCUGGAAGGCGGGCAAGGUUGAGUCUCGUCUUGACCGUGUUACUCGCGAUAUUGAAGCUGGCAAUAUGAAGGUUGCCCGUCACGGUGUCGAGGACGUCAAUGUCGAGCCUAAGGCCUAGGCUUUAAGCAGCUGUCUCUAGACAUGAGUCGUAUGUAACGACGACUGGUGUUUUUUGCUGCUCUGAUCUAGAUUUCAGGAACUAGAUAGGCAUUUCGCGGUUUAUAUGAAGGGUUUGUGCGUAUUUACACAGCUAAGGAUGGUUGACGACGUGGUCUAUGAAUACGCUUGAGCGACUUUACAACAUCUUACACGGACAGCCACGUAGCGUACUCCACUAAUACAUUCACUGAUCUACCGCUCUCCACAGUUGCGUUUGCUUGAUUACUGGCACUCUCGCCGCGCAA
Molecule: messenger RNA, 1940 nt
Organism: Alternaria alternata
Lineage: Eukaryota; Fungi; Ascomycota; Dothideomycetes; Pleosporales; Pleosporaceae
Product: high affinity glucose transporter
Exons: 4
Coding region: 83-1654 (523 amino acids)
Biological process (GO): transmembrane transport; carbohydrate transport
Cellular component (GO): membrane
Molecular function (GO): carbohydrate:proton symporter activity
Source: RefSeq, a predicted model, not a curated record